AGAAUGCAAGAUUUUCCUCUAAACAGUGGAAAGAGUCAUCAAUAUGAAUUUUAAAAUGAUCAAGAUUACCAUUUACCAGCUAUAAUUUCAUGUUUGCCUGAUCAAUCAGUUUGAGGAUUUGCUGACUUUCGUAAACUGUACACACAUAUUAUUAUUAUUAUCAUCAUCAUUAAAAAUGGUUGACUGUUGUUGUAUCAUGUUUGCCUGAUAAAAUGCUUGAAAAACUAGUGUCUCCAAGCUUGACUAGCUCAGCAAAGUGAACACACAUUCAAGAUGACCAAGGCUUGAAGUGAAUUGUCAAUUGAACUGUCUAAUUCGUCUAAUAUUUUAUCUGUUUAUUAUUGUAUGUUAUUAAUUUAUCACUCAGUCAAAAAGGAUUAUAAUCAAACUAUUAAUUAAUAAUUAAAGUUGAAAAAUAAUAUAAAAUAUAAAAUUUAUUCAAGUUAAUAAAUUUAAAAUAUAUUUGAGGUUAUGUCAAAGGUUUAAUUUUCGUUAUAAAAAAAUAGAUAAUUGUUUAUAAUUUAAUUGCCAAGAUGGAGGAUCAAACUUGUCCUCGUUGUAAAACAACGAAAUAUCGAAAUCCAUCACUAAAAUUGAUGGUAAAUAAUUGUGGACAUUCAUUAUGUGAGAGUUGUGUUGAUAUGUUAUUUUUAAAAGGCUCUGGUUCAUGUCCAGAAUGUAAAAUUCCACUUAGACGUACAAAUUUUCGUGUACAAAUGUUUGAAGAUCCAAUGGUUGAAAAAGAAGUUGAUAUUAGAAAAAGAAUAUUACGUGAUUAUAAUAAAAAAGAAGAAGAUUUUAAUACAUUAAAAGAAUACAAUGAUUAUCUUGAAGAAGUUGAAACAAUAAUAUAUAAUUUAUCAAAUGACAUUGAUACACAUGAAAUGAAUAAAAAAAUUGAUCAAUAUAAAAAAGAUAAUAAAGAACAAAUAAUGAAAAAUAAAACAAAAAUUGGUAGAACUGAAGCUGAAUUACAUGAAUUAAUUGAAUUAGAUAAAAAAAGAGAAGAAGAACGUAAAAUUGAAUUAUUACGUGAAGAAAUGUUAAUUAAAAAACAAAAAAUACGUCAUAAAGAAAAAUUAAUUGAUGAAUUAAUGUUUACUGAUGGUAAUGCUAAAAAUAUUGUUAAUACAUUUGCAACAACAAUACAAUCAUCAAAUGAAAAAUUAAAAGCACCACCACCACCAACAUCAUCAUCAUCAAUAGCAGUUAGACAAACACAAUUUAGUACUGGUAUUAAAUUUGGUCAACAAAAUACAACAACAUAUUUACCAAUACCUAAAAUUGAAGAAGGACCAUUGUAUCAUUAUGAAAAACCACAUCAAGAAAAUGAUGGUCCAGAAGCACCAGUUUAUCAUAAAAUAACAUCACGUGGUUAUAUAACACAUGUUAGAAAAGAAACACCAAGUGAAAGAGCUGGUGGUUUUAGAGCAACAAUUGCAUGUUUACGUGCUCUUCAAGAUGCAAUGGCUGGUCUAUAUUAUAAUCCAUCACAAAGAUCUGAACCAAUGUUGUUGUGAUGUGUAUAUUAUCCAUUUUAUUUUGAUAUUAAUUAACACACAUUUAAAUAAAUAAAAAUAUUCGUUAAAAAUUCA
Aphidius gifuensis is the source of this 1595-nucleotide messenger RNA. It is a transcript of the gene Mat1, whose product is annotated as CDK-activating kinase assembly factor MAT1. Gene Ontology annotation, cellular component: transcription factor TFIIH holo complex. Gene Ontology annotation, biological process: nucleotide-excision repair; regulation of transcription by RNA polymerase II; positive regulation of cyclin-dependent protein serine/threonine kinase activity. The record is from RefSeq and is a predicted model, not a curated record. Lineage: Eukaryota; Metazoa; Arthropoda; Insecta; Hymenoptera; Braconidae. The transcript is spliced from 3 exons. Gene Ontology annotation, molecular function: cyclin-dependent protein serine/threonine kinase activator activity. Bases 534 to 1520 code for a protein of 328 amino acids.